AUGCAGCUUAGUACAUUGGUAGUAGCGAAGAACAAGAAGAACCGUGCCCGCCACCCCGCGGUGGUUCUUCUCCUGCUCCUCGCCUGCGCCUGCGCCGGCGACAGUGCGCCCGCGAGCGGCGCCGGCGGCGGGAGGUGGGACCUCCUGCAGCUCAGCAUCGGGGUGUCGGCGAUGCACAUGCAGCUGCUGCACAACGACCGCAGCGUGCUCCCUCGAGGGGACUGCACCGCGCACUCCGCCGAGUACGACGUGGCCGCCAACGCGUUCCGCCCGCUCUCCAUCUUCACCGACACCUGGUGCUCCUCGGGCACCGUCGCGCCCGACGGCACGCUCGUCCAGACCGGCGACUGGAACGACGGGUUCCGCAACGCGCGCACCAUGCCCGCGUGCUGCGCGUUCAUCUUCGGUGGCCGGAGGCAGUUCAGCUACGAGUUCUACCCGAAGGCCGGCCCUUCGGAUACGUCCAUCGUCCAAAUGCCAUUUUUGGUGCAGACCAAGGAUUCCGAGGAGAACAAUCUUUAUCCGUUCGUACACCUCAACAUAGAUGGCAACCUUUUCAUCUUCUCCAACAACCGCGCCGUCCUCCUGGACUACAAGAGUAACAAGAUCGUGCGGACGUACCCCGUGCUGGGCGACGGCGACCCGCGGACCUACCCCAGCUCGGGCUCCUCGAUGCUGCUCCCACUGAAACCCAACCCCACCGAGGCCGUGGUGCUGAUCACCGACGCCGCUCCGGCGUGGGUCAUCGAGACAAUGCCGUUGCCGCGGGUGAUGGGCGACAUGAUCCUGCUGCCCAACGGCACGGAGGUGGCGAUCAUCAACGGCGCCGCGGAGAACACCACCGCGACGGGCGUCGCGCGGCUGUACCACUCCUCGGCGGUGCUCCUCCGCGACGGCCACCUGCUGGUGGGCGGCAGCAACCCGCACACCUACUACAACUUCAGCAACGUGCAGUUCCCCACCGACCUCAGCCUGGAGGCCUUCUCGCCGGAGUACCUCGACGCGUCCAACGACAUGCUCCGGCAGAGGAUCCUCGAGCCGUCCCCCACCGGCGCGGCGACGAGCGUGGCAUACGGCGCAACGGCGGCGCUCCAGUUCUCGGUCCCGGCAUCGGCGCGGAGAAGGCGUGGCGGCGCCGCGGGCCUCGGAGACAUGUCGGUGACGAUGGUGGCGCCAUCCUUCACGACGCACUCGUUCACGAUGAACCAGCGGCUACUGUUCCUUGACGUGACCAAGAAUGUGGCGGUGCGGGGCCGAGCCGGCACGUUCAAUGCGUCGGUGACGAUGCCGGCGACGGCGGUGCUGGCGCCACCGGGGUACUACAUGCUGUUCGUGGUGAACGGGCACGUCCCCAGCGAGGGGAUCUGGGUCCAAAUACAGACACAGCAGUGA
Miscanthus lutarioriparius is the source of this 1392-nucleotide messenger RNA. NCBI's taxonomy places the organism in Eukaryota, Viridiplantae, Streptophyta, Magnoliopsida, Poales, Poaceae. The record is from the annotation of a GenBank genome assembly.